GAGGCAACAUCCUCUGGCUCAAGCGAGGGGAAACUGGCCUCACUGAAACUCUCUACUCUGCAACAGGUAACACCCCAACUCCAAACCUCUGUGCCAAUGCUCAAAAUCUCCAAUCACUGCUUUCCACUUUUGGAUCCUCUUGUCAGGAAGUAUCUCUUGGGAUAGUAUUCUAGGCACAUUCCACCCUGCCUGAGCUAAGGAUUUGCCAACGGACCUGACGAGAGAGGUGUAAUAUUUUUCCUCUGUCUCUCCUGACAAAGUGGGAAAGGAACAGAAAGCACAAAACAAGACAAAAUCACUUUUAAAAAAGGGACGGGAAAAGAAGAGAAAAAGGGAAGAAUGAUGGAACUGACGAUCCAACUAAUCCCAACAGGGGAAAUCAUCCUUUCUCCGGGGAAAAAUGGCGAAAACUACUGCCACAACUGCAAGGUGGUGGCUAGUGACGGGGUGCGGGCUAUGAUGGAGUCGGCCCUGACAGCCAGAGACCGAGUGGGCGUGCAGGACUUUGUCCUGCUGGAGAACUACACCAGCGAAGCCGCCUUCAUAGAGAACCUGCGCAAGCGCUUCAAAGAGAACCUUAUUUAUACUUACAUUGGUUCAGUGCUGGUGUCAGUUAACCCAUACAAAGAGCUAGAGAUCUACACCAAGAACCACAUGGAGCGAUACCGUGGGGUCAACUUCUACGAGGUCUCACCACAUAUCUAUGCAGUGGCAGACAACUCAUACCGUUCCAUGAGGACAGAGAGGAAGGACCAGUGCAUCCUGAUCUCUGGGGAGAGUGGAGCCGGGAAGACGGAGGCAUCCAAGAAGAUCCUGCAGUACUAUGCCGUCACUUGUCCAGCCAGCGAGCAGGUGCAGACCGUCAAAGACCGCCUGCUGCAGUCCAACCCUGUGCUGGAGGCCUUUGGCAAUGCCAAGACGUUGCGUAACGACAACUCAAGCCGCUUUGGCAAGUACAUGGACAUUCAGUUUGACUUCAAGGGUGCCCCGGUGGGAGGCCACAUCAUCAACUACCUGCUGGAGAAGUCCCGCGUGGUCCACCAGAACCACGGAGAGAGAAACUUCCACAUUUUCUAUCAGCUGAUUGAGGGAGGGGAGGAAGACCUGCUGAGACGCCUGGGCCUGGAGAGGAACCCACAGCAGUACCAGUACCUGGUCAAAGGUAACUGUCCCAAAGUGAGCUCCAUUAAUGACCGCAGUGACUGGAAGGUGGUGAGGAAAGCCUUGACUGUGAUUGGCUUCAACGAGGAUGAGGUGGAGGAGUUGUUGAACAUAAUUGCCAGCGUGCUCCACCUGGGAAACGUGCAGUAUGGCGGAGAGGAGGGCAAUGCCUGCAUCACCUCUGACACACAGAUAAAGUAUCUGGCCAGGUUGUUAGGAGUGAAUGGAACAGUGCUGACUGAGGCACUCACACACAAGAAGAUAAUUGCCAAGGGAGAGGAGCUGAUGAGUCCGUUGAACCUGGAACAGGCAUCUUCUGCUCGGGAUGCUUUGUCCAAGGCAGUGUAUGGACGCACCUUCACCUGGCUGGUUAACAAGAUCAAUGCCUCACUGGCAUACACGGAUGAUUCCUACAAGCACUACUCUGUCAUUGGCUUGUUGGACAUCUAUGGCUUUGAGGUCUUCCAACACAACAGUUUUGAGCAGUUCUGCAUCAACUACUGUAAUGAGAAACUGCAGCAGCUCUUCAUUGAGCUCACCCUCAAGUCUGAGCAAGAGGAGUACGAGGCUGAAGGCAUCACGUGGGAGCCGGUGCAGUACUUCAACAACAAGAUCAUCUGUGACCUGGUGGAAGAAAAGUUCAAAGGCAUCAUCUCCAUUCUGGAUGAGGAGUGUCUGAGGCCUGGAGACGCCAGUGAUACCACCUUCCUAGAGAAGCUGGAGGACACUGUGGGAGGACACCCACACUUUGUCACUCACAAGCUGGCUGAUGGAAAGACCCGUAAGGUAAUGGGCCGUGAUGAAUUCAGACUGCUGCAUUAUGCUGGAGAAGUCAACUACAAUGUCAACGGAUUUUUGGAUAAGAACAACGACCUGCUCUUCAGAAACUUAAAAGAGGUUAUGUGUAUGUCAGAGAACAAGAUCCUGACCCAGUGUUUUGACAGGGAGGAGCUGAGUGACAAGAAACGCCCAGACACAGCAGCCACCCAGUUCAAAGCCAGUCUGGCGAAACUCAUGGAGAUCCUCAUGUCCAAGGAGCCGUCGUACGUCCGCUGCAUCAAGCCCAAUGACUCCAAGCAAGCAGGUCGGUUUGAUGAGGUGUUGAUCCGUCACCAGGUCAAGUAUCUGGGACUGAUGGAGAAUCUGAGGGUGAGGAGAGCUGGCUUUGCUUACAGACGACGCUACGAGGUCUUCCUGCAGAGAUAUAAGUCCCUGUGUCCAGACACGUGGCCUAACUGGCAGGGGAAACUGGCCGAUGGAGUGGCUACUCUGGUCAAACACCUGGGAUACAAGCCAGAGGAAUACAAACUGGGCAGAUCCAAAAUCUUCAUCCGUUUCCCAAAGACCUUAUUUGCCACUGAGGAUGCACUAGAGACCAGGAAACACAGUCUUGCCACCAAGCUACAGGCAGGAUGGAGAGGCUACAGCCAGAAGUCCAAAUACCAAAAACUCAGAACUGCAGCAAUUGCCAUCCAGGCGUGGUGGAGGGGAAUCCUGGCCCGGAGGAGGGCCCAGCGCAGGCGUCAGGCUGCUGAUACUAUCCGCAGGUUCAUCAAGGGCUUCAUCUACCGCCACAAGGAGCGCUGUCCAGAGAACGAGUAUUUCCUGGAUUACGUUCGCUACUCCUUCCUCAUGAAGCUGCACAGGAACCUGCCCAAGAACGUCCUGGACAAGAGCUGGCCGACACCUCCAGCAGCUCUCACUGAGGCAUCAGAACAUUUGCGUAAGCUGUGCAUGCAGAACAUGGUAUGGAGCUACUGCAAGAAGAUCAGUCCUGAGUGGAAACACCAGAUGGAGCAGAAGAUGAUCGCCAGUGAGAUCUUCAAGGACAAGAAGGACAACUACCCACAGAGCGUGCCCAAACUGUUUGUCAGCACAAGACUCAAUGGUGAGGACAUCAACCCCAAGGUGCUGCAGGCUCUGGGCACUGAGAAGAUGAAGUAUGCAGUGCCAGUCACCAAGUACGACAGGAAGGGCUACAAAGCUCGGCCCCGCCAGCUGCUCCUCACCAGCAGCAGUGCCGUUAUUGUAGAGGAGGCCAAACUCAAGCAGCGCAUCGACUACGCAGCUCUGAAAGGGAUCUCAGUCAGUUCUCUCAGUGACGGCCUGUUUGUUCUGCACGUGCCCAGUGAUGACAACAAACAGAAGGGAGAUGUAGUUCUGCAGAGUGACCAUGUGAUUGAGACCUUGACCAAGAUCGCAAUCUGUGCUGACAAAAUCAACAGCAUCAACAUCAACCAGGGCAGUAUAAAGUUUACAGUGGGUCAGGGGAAGGAGGGGAUCAUAGACUUCACACCUGGAUCAGAACUACUGGUGGCCAAGGCAAAGAAUGGACACUUGUCUGUGACGGCUCCCAGACUGAACUCCAGAUGAUGGCCACACAUGCGCACAAACACACACACCAGGACCUACGUACUCCUGACCUCUCCCAUCCUCCAAUCACAUGACUGCAGACCCUGUCUCUGCCUAAACCAAUCAGAUGCCAGCUGUCACUACACAGGUGGCAUGUGCUUCCAAUUAAAAAAAAUCCAGCAAAACUAAUUGAUAUAUUUAUGUUUAUAUAUUAUAUUUUUGGGAUUAAUACUGUUGCUGUUUGAAUAUUCUGAUUUUAUAUAUGAGGCCAAGGAAUAACAAAUAUUUUGGUGCAUUUUCUGCACCAUGCGUGUUUAUUGUGCUUUAUUUGAGAUCAUGACCAAGAACAGGACGAGGGAAGAGUCAGAAUUAGAGACAACAAUGAGAAGAAGAUUGUUGUUAAUGAAAAUCAGGGUUGGUUGUUGCUUGUUGCCUCCUUUCUCUCUGUUUAUCUUCUCUGCUUGAUUAAAAGACUUGAUUGUCUUGCUGACCCUGCUUUUCUAAUUGGGGCGAAUGACUUGUCAUUGAAGCAUAAAGGUGUGUAGAACAAGGCUGAUAGUAUGUAGGGUAGCUGUUGAGAGGUUCAGGGAUGAGGCAGAAUAACUUUGAAAUCAAAUGGUGAUGCUUUGGCACAAAAAGGCUGAAGACUGUCGGUCAGACUGGCCCACUAAAUCAAAAGUAAUAGUUGGAUAUACUACUGAGUAGAUUUCUGUGUUUGUACAGUGUUUGAAUGAGUAGGAAGCUGACUGUGGGAUUCACUACAUGAAAUAAUCAGCAUGUCCUGUAAACACUGCAAAAGUGAACAAAGUAAGUGAGGAGGUGUGUGAGGAAAGGGAAAGAGAAAGGUGAAAAGAGAGAUGAAAGAGAGCAGCAGUCGUUUGCCUCGACACCAGGUGCUUGUGCCUUUCUCCUUGACUAAUUUAUUCUUGACUAAGUUUAAGAGCUGUAUAUUGAUGUAUGAAAACCAUGACGCUCAACACAAGAAUGAGUCGAGUUAAGCUGUAGAUAGAAAUCCAUCAUCCUCUGACUGAGUGUUGUACCAGCUGCAGCUGCCUGCACAGCUAGACUUCCCUUGUUCAGAACCAAAUGAUGUUCUCUGACUUGGUAGAAAGCCCCAGUGUCUCUCUCUGCAGUCGGCUACAUUUCCCUCACUCUUCCCGUUCUCCUCUCUGCGUCUCCAGCUAACUACCUGACCUUCCUGUUUUCUGUCUCAGAGAAGAUUAGCUUCUGUCAUUCUUCAGCUGAACUGGUGUGAUGGCUACCUCUGACUUGUUCUGACCAAUAUUUUUGAAUUAAUUCUUUUGUUAUUAUAGAAUAUAUCUCUCCAUUUCUACAACUGUGUAGCUGUGAGACAGAACUGAGACCAUGAUGUGAGACUAAAACUCACCGUUUGAAGCCAUGUUAAACCUGGAUUUAGCUCAAAUGCUCAUGAAGGCCAAAAGCAGAGGUUUUUGAUUGAACUUUUCCUUUAAUUAUUGAUUAAUUAAUUUACAUUUUGAGAAAUACUUUUCUUGGCUUUCUUGCUGAGAGUUGGAGAAGACUGAUGCCACUCUCAUGUCUAUGAGCCAAGUAUGGAGAAAUAGUCAGGAGAUGCCUCUCAGCUUUGAGGGAGACUGCUUUCUUUGAGUUGUCCACAGGUUAAAAAGACACCCACAUAAUUUAGGUCUUUAUACACGUUAAACAAACAAGAUAUAAGAUAUUUUGUUUGUUUAAGCAGUUAGAGCCAUGAUGUGUAAUAAAACAUUAAUUAUUGAUCUUUAUUACCGUAGAAACAGCCAGGCUCACUGUUUGUAGUCUUGAUGCUAAACCUAGCUGAUCGACUCCUGGCUGUAGCUUCAUAUUGAACACAUCCAUAGCAGUGGUAACAGUCUUCAAGAAGUUCAGAAGCAAGUUUCCCAAAAUGUCAAACUAUUCUUUUAAUGCCAGAAAAUAUAAGUCCUCUGGAGUAGAAAUCUCCUGAAGCAGCAUCUGAAUUAUCAAGCAACACUAAAAAAAAUCUUAGUAAAAACACGACAGCAGUAAAACAUUAUGCACCUUUAUCAAAAUAUCACACCAGUUCAAGUCCAAAGCCUCCUAUAGACCAGUUCUACUACAGGCAUCUCUCUGUAUAAACCUGACUCUGACCCUUCACCCCUAACUCUUCUUCAAGCCUUCAGGUGAGACCAAAGACUGACGGUGAAAAAGUUGUGUCCUUGAAAACUUUUGAGAGGAGCUCCAAAAUGUUUUUUUUUCCCCCAGACCUCGCUCAAAGACAGAACUUUUUCUGUGCACGGCUCUGGGUGGCGAGGCGGUGCAAUAUGCCGAGGCAAGACUGUGCUACUGCACUUAAACUAUACUAGCCAAAGACCGUGUUGAUUUAUACUGAUUCUGUGUAUGAUUUAUAUGAUAUUAUUAUGAAUGUUAUGUUGUUUUUCUUUCAGGAGGGAGAUGUAUUUGUACAGUUUGUGUUCUGUGUUGUAAAUGAGAGAUUCAAACCAAGUGAGGUUUGAUGAUAUGAAACAUUCGGAGAGAAGAAGCUUUUAGUAUUGUCUGUUGACAUGUUCACGUGCCUUGUUGGAUAGCAAUACAACUGAUCCAUGUGGAAAUAAAAGAAAUACCUCCUUGACAGAGUCUAGACGUUGGCUGACGACAGUUGUCUGGCUGUUUCUAGAAAUUUCCCAGCAGCACCUAAAGGUUCGCUUUCCCCGCGUGUAUAAGCUUUAUUCAAACCAAAUCCCAAGUUUGUCUGUUGAUUUACAGAUGCACUCCUAUUAUCAGUCCUGACUUACUGUAUGCACCAAACCAAUGUAUAAUUACGGCAACACACUAAAAAAUAAGAUACUAAAGAUUUGAAAAAAUAAAUUUGAAAAGUAAAUGCAGACUGA
This is a messenger RNA of Lates calcarifer (barramundi perch), 6377 nucleotides long. RefSeq names its product unconventional myosin-Ic. Gene Ontology annotation, biological process: vesicle transport along actin filament; actin filament organization. Gene Ontology annotation, molecular function: ATP binding; microfilament motor activity; actin filament binding. The record is from RefSeq and is a predicted model, not a curated record. Lineage: Eukaryota; Metazoa; Chordata; Actinopteri; Centropomidae. The transcript has 33 exons. Gene Ontology annotation, cellular component: myosin complex; vesicle; microvillus. The coding region runs from base 340 to 3534 and encodes 1064 amino acids.